AUGCAGACGGAACAAUAAAUCAAUUGGUUCAAGAUAAUGAAUGAAAUGCUUAUUGUUUCUAAAGAAUAAAUUGAUGGUGUGAAAUAGAGUAGAGUGAUGAAAUUGUCAUCCAGAUUCGAUGAUUAAUGGAAUUAUUUGUUUGGUGUGUUACAAAAUAAUUUAUUUAUUAUUGAAACAACGAAUCAGAUGAAAAAUCAACAAACCUCAACAUUAAACUGAAUUUAAAGUGGAAAGAAUGAAAGAUAUUAAUGGGCUUAGCAGGUGAGGGAUUAUAGAGAAGGAUUCAAAGAGAAAGGCAGAUUAGUAUUAGAAUCCAAAUAUUAUUUUGGAUAACCAUAUAUAAUAGAGUUUUUUGAUAAUCCUUUUAUAACUGAAAGAACUGAUUUUAUAUUGAAGGAGUUCUCCAGAAUUCAUAUUCUUCUUAAAGCGAAAUUUUCUAUAAAGGAAGGCCAUAAUGGAAGAACGCCUAAUUAUUCACACUUUAGGCAGAGAAAUAAAUGCCUUCAUUAGGGUGUCGUUGAUUAGAAGAUGAUUAGAGAAGAUAGGUAGAUUUACUAAGAUUAACAGAGUAAAAAUAUAAUUGAUUAUUAAAGGAGUGCCGACAAUCAAGGAUUAAAAGUGA
This is a messenger RNA of Paramecium octaurelia, 622 nucleotides long. The record is from the annotation of a GenBank genome assembly. NCBI's taxonomy places the organism in Eukaryota, Ciliophora, Oligohymenophorea, Peniculida, Parameciidae.